Messenger RNA from Cimex lectularius (bed bug), 1620 nucleotides. RefSeq names its product glutamic acid-rich protein-like. The record is from RefSeq and is a predicted model, not a curated record. NCBI's taxonomy places the organism in Eukaryota, Metazoa, Arthropoda, Insecta, Hemiptera, Cimicidae. The transcript has a single exon. The coding region runs from base 1 to 1620 and encodes 539 amino acids.
AUGGUUGAUUGUCAUUGCUAUGACGAAACCUCGAGCGAUGAUUCUUGGGGAGACGGCGACGAAAUUAAUGCUGGUAACGUGAGAAUUAGGCGAUUUAAGGCGAACUUCGUCUUGUCGCCCGAACAAAUAAUAGAGUUGGAUAAGUACAAAAGAGGUGCCAAUCUUUACUUCAAUAUUGAAAUCGACGAUUCGGAGGAUGAGAGUAGGAAGGAAAUAGAAAUGAGACAGAUUUUGGACUUUUACGAAAGGUUCUGGCAAUUCCACGGUAAAGCGCUUCCCAGCAUAGAAUGGGAUCCAUACGGUAGACCGUACGGUAUCGAUGGGUGUGGCAGGUAUUACGGUUACACCCAACACGGUCUGCCGUUCGGCUACGACGAAUGCGGCGUGCCGUUCGGUUACGAUCGCUUUGGGAAACCGUUCGGCAGGAGGAUGUACGGAUUGCCGAAAAUGGCGGUUAAAAAGAUCGAAAAAGAAGAAAAGGACAUCGCUGAGAGUUCGUCCAGAACUACUACGACGAAAUCUACGACGAAAUCUAAGUCCGAUACAUCCAUCACCCAAACUACGACGACCGCGUCCAAGAAGCAAUCGCCCACCAAGGUGAAGGAAUCGGUGAAGAAGAAACGACAGAAGCGGUUCUCGCCGGAUCGGUCGAGUAGCAAACCACGCCAGCAUCCGAGACAUUCGACCAAAAAGUUGUAUCCCGACAGAGACAAUAAAUUCAAUCGCCGGAUACACAAACAUAGAAAGAAGAAGAAGAAGAGUUCAUCGGCUGAGGAUGAAAGUGAUUUAUCUGAUGCAACCGUGUCCAAACACAGGAAACCGAGAGAUAGUGCAAGUCCUCAAAAGGAGCACAAAGCUUUAAAAGAAAACGGUUCAAAGGAUGAGAUAGGCCAUCGUCCAACGGAAAAGAAACAUACAAAGGAUAAGAAACGUUCAAGGGAUGAUAAACAUCCAAAGGAAACGAAAAAGUCAAAAGAACAGAAACAUUCAAAAGACAUGAGGCCUUCAAAAGAACAGAAACCUUCACAAGAAAUUAGGUCUUCAAAAGAACAGAAACCUUCACAAGAAAUUGGGCCUUCAAAAGAACUGAAACAUUCAAAAGACAUGCAGCAUUCAAAAGAACAGAAACCUUCAAAAGAACAGAAACAUUCAAAAGAACAGAAACAUUCAAAAGACAUGAGGCCUUCAAAAGAACAGAAACCUUCACAAGAAAUUAGGCCUUCAAAAGAACAGAAACAUUCAGAAGAAAUUAGGCCUUCGAAAGAACAGAAACCUUCAAAAGAUAUUAAACCUUCAAAAGAACAGAAACAUUCAAAAGAACAGAAACAUUCAAAAGAACAGAAACAUUCCAAAGACAUGAGGCCUUCAAAAGAACACAAACCUUCUAAAGAAAUGAGGCGUUCGGAAGAAAAUACGCAGCCAAAAGACAAGAAGCAUUCAAAAGAAAUGCAAUCUUCUAAAACCGCUGAAGAAAAAGUACAAAGAGAAAUAGAAGAGCCGGAUGUAAAAGCUCCUGAUCCCAAAGAAGAGCUCAAAAAAAGAAUGGACAAAGCGCAUAAGAAAAAACGGUUGAAAAAAUCAAAAAACAAAGGCGCUGAAAGCGAUGAUGAGUCAGAAUAA